AUGCCCACGGCCGAGGCCCCCCAGGCAGCUGGCGGACAGGGCGAUGGAGGUGAUGGCGAGGAGGCAGAGCCGGAGGGGAUGUUCAAGGCCCCCAAGGACUCCAAGAGAAAAGCCCGGGACUACCUCCGCCUGGCGCCCCUGUGGCUGGCCCUUGUCGUGCUGGCUUCGGUGGGGGUCCUGCUCUGGUAUUUCCUAGGGUACAAGGCGGAGGUCACGGUCAGCCAGGUGUACUCGGGGAGCCUCCGCGUGCUCAAUCGCCACUUCUCCCAGGACCUCGCCCGCCGGGAGUCCAGUGCCUUCCGCAGUGAAACGGCCAAAGCCCAGAGGAUGGACUCACGAGGUGAUGAGCCUCCUCUCCAGGGGCCCGGCCACGUCGUACAUGGCCAGCCGGUCCCGGCACUCGGCCAGCGUCCACUCGAGCCGGAGUUUGAGCAUGAGAUCCUUGGGGCCCUGCAGGUGCCACAGGCAGCUGGAGGCCAGGUGGUCGGGCCCCUUCAGCCGUUGGACCUGGCCCUGGCCCACGUAGCUGUAGCGGUAGCAGCCUGGAGGAGGGAGAGGCACAGGCCCCCUGACCCCUCUUGCGAGGUGAACCUGACCCUGGAGGGCCGUCCGGAGCCGCAGGGCGUCCUCAGCACGCCUUACUUCCCCAGCUACUACUCGCCCAGCACCCACUGCUCCUGGCACCUCAUGGUGCCCUCCCUGGACUACGGCUUAGCCCUCUGGUUUGACGCCUAUGCUCUGCGGAGGCAGAGGUAUGACCUGCCGUGCACCCAGGGACAGUGGACGAUCCAGAACCGGAGGCUGUGUGGCCUGCGCACCCUGCAGCCCUAUGCCGAGAGGAUCCCCGUGGUGGCCAGCGCCAGCAUCACCGUGAACUUCACCUCCCAGAUCCCACUCACCGGGCCUGGCGUGCAGGUGCACUACGGAUUAUACAACCAGUCAGAUCCCUGCCCUGGAGAGUUCCUCUGCUCUGUGAAUGGCCUGUGUGUGCCAGCCUGCGAUGGGGUCAAGGACUGCCCCAAUGGCCUGGACGAGCGGAACUGCGUCUGCAGAGCCACAUUCCAGUGCCAAGAAGACAGCACGUGCAUCUCACUGUCCAGGAUCUGUGACCGGCAGCCUGACUGUCUCAACGGGAGUGAUGAGGAGCAGUGCCAGGGAGGGGUGCCUUGUGGGACAUUCACCUUCCAGUGUGAGGACCGCAGCUGCGUGAAGAAGCCCAACCCGCAGUGUGACGGGCUGCUGGACUGCAGGGACGGCUCAGACGAGCAGCACUGUGACUGUGGCCUCCAGGGCCCCUCCGGCCGCAUAGUGGGCGGUGCCGUGUCUUCGGAGGGCGAGUGGCCCUGGCAGGCCAGCCUCCAGGUUCGGGGCCGACACAUCUGUGGGGGGGCGCUGAUCGCUGACCGCUGGGUGGUAACAGCCGCUCACUGCUUCCAGGAGGACAGCAUGGCCUCCCCGGCGCUGUGGACCGUGUUCCUGGGCAAGGUGUGGCAGAGCUCGCGCUGGCCGGGCGAGGUGUCCUUCAAGGUGAGCCGCCUGCUCCUGCACCCUUACCACGAGGAGGACAGCCACGACUACGACGUGGCCCUGCUGCAGCUCGACCACCCCGUGGUGCGCUCGCCCGCCGUGCGCCCCGUCUGCCUGCCCGCGCGCUCCCACUUCUUCGAGCCCGGCCUGCACUGCUGGAUCACUGGCUGGGGUGCCCUGCGCGAGGGCGGUGAGCCGGCUUCGGGGGGCGACUCGGGAGGCCCGCUUGUGUGUAAGGAGCCCAGUGGCCGCUGGUUCCUGGCGGGGCUGGUCAGCUGGGGCCUGGGCUGUGGCCGGCCCAAUUACUUUGGUGUCUACACCCGCAUCACAGGAGUGAUUGGCUGGAUCCAGCAGGUGCUGAGCUGA
This is a messenger RNA of Puma concolor (puma), 1893 nucleotides long. The record is from RefSeq and is a predicted model, not a curated record. NCBI's taxonomy places the organism in Eukaryota, Metazoa, Chordata, Mammalia, Carnivora, Felidae.